Messenger RNA from Cetraspora pellucida, 2110 nucleotides. The record is from the annotation of a GenBank genome assembly. NCBI's taxonomy places the organism in Eukaryota, Fungi, Glomeromycota, Glomeromycetes, Diversisporales, Gigasporaceae.
AUGUCUAAAAAUUAUUACGAACAAAGUAAAAUUACCUCAUUUAUUACUACAACACAAAAUUCUAAGCAAUCUAAACUACCAUAUAAUAAUGAUGAUUCACUUAGUGAAAGUUUUGAUUUUGAUAAUUUUGAAAACAGUACUACUAUAAGUGAAGAUUCGAAUAAUGAACAAGACUUAAAUAAUGAUAUUGAAUUAAAAAAAUCCAAAUAUACCCGUUUUGAUAAAAAAAAUUUAAAGUGGAAUCCAAAUUGGAAAAAAACCUACCCAUGGGUUGAUUUAAUAAUAAAACAAGAUAGCAAAUAUAUGGUUUGUACAUGGUGCAUUGAUGCAAAAUGUGAUAAUAUUUUUGUAACAGGUACUCAAUACUUUAAAGAGCAAUAUCUUCAACGACAUAUAGAACGGUCUGAUCAUAAAAAGGUUGUAUAUGCACGUAGCAAAAAUCAAAUUAAUAUUUUAUCUAGUAUACAUCAAUGUACUGAGUUUGAACAACUGCAAACAAUGAGAAAAAUGAUGAAUAUUUAUUUUCUUGUAAAGCAUAAUAUUGCUACACUUAAUUUUGAAGACUUGUGCCAUCUUGUUGAGUUGCAAAUUCAAAAUACUGAAAAUAGUAUAAUUCCUGGUGGUGCAAAUCUUUUAAGUUUACCUGAAUUAAUAACCACAGUACAAUCUACACGUAGUGAAUAUGGAUCAUAUAUUAAUGAUCAUGCUGGAAGACAAUUUAUUGCAGCAAUUGCACAUGUUAUUGAAGAAGCUAUAUUUAAUGAAUUACGAGCAUCUAAAGCAUGGAGUCUUAUGAUCGAUGAAAGCAAUACAAUUUCUAAUGAAAAAAAUCUUGCUAUUGUUUCACGACAUAUAUUACAUAAUUUACCAGUUUUUCGCUAUUUAGGAAUUGUUAAACUUCAAAAUGCUUCAUCAAAUGCAAUUUUUAAUGAGUUGGAUCGAUUUAUUCUUGCUAAACACUUACCAUUAGAAACACUUUAUCAUUUUGGAAGUGAUGGUGCAAGUGUUAAUUUAGGACAUGUAAAUGGAAUAGCAACAAAGUUAAAAAAUCGGCAUCCAUUUCUUACUGAGCAUCAUUGCAUAAGUCAUCGUUUAGCACUUGCUUCUAAAGAUGCUGCUGAGCAAACUCCAUAUUUUGAAUCCUAUGAUGAAACUGUUCGACAACUAUAUAGCUAUUUUAGCAGAUCAUACUCACGAUUACAAGCUUUGAGAAUGAUGCAAAAUACUUUAAAUGAACCUAAUUUAGAUAUUUUGCAAGUUAUUAAAACACGAUGGCUUUCAUUAAGUAAUGUUGUUAAUAAUCUUUAUCAAAUUAUUAAUUCUGUAAUUAGUGCAUUAUUAGAAGAUGCGUCUAAAGGCCAGAAAACUGCACAACAGCUUUAUAAUAGUAUUGAUGAUGAUUUUCUAGUUGCAACACACUUUUUAGCUGAUAUACUUUCACAACUUCGUCGACUUUCUUUAAUUUUUCAGGCUAAUUAUGUAUCUGUUUCAGAGGUUACUAUGCAAGUAAAUGCAAUAAUUGAGUCUAUUACAACUGAUUUUAUUGGUACUACAAAUGUGCAACCUACCUUUGGAACUAUUCUAUUGCAAUUUAUGAAUCAAAAUGAUAUUUUACCUAAUGAUAUUCUCUCAUUUAUAUACGAAUUCGCUGAAAAUACAGUAACAAAUAUUAAACUUCGUUUUCCAGACUUUUAUGGAAAUCACGAAAUUAAUAAAAUUGGAAAUUUUUAUAGAAUUUCUAAAAAGAUCGCAGGUCAUGAACAUUACAAAGUUAUUGAUGCAGAUAAUUUUGCACAAGAAUGGAGAGUUAUUCGUUCACUUCUUUCUAAUUACCGUAGUUUACAUAUUACUACUGCAUGGCAUAAUAUACUACGAGAUAGUCAGGAUUUUUCUUUAAUUUAUCCCAAUAUUUAUACUAUUAUUUCAAUUAUCUUGUGCCUACCUCUUUCUAAUGCUUAUGUUGAGCGUGUUUUUUCUAAGCAAAACCUUAUCAAAACCAAACUUAGAAAUAGAAUGAAUUCAGAUACUCUAAAUGAUAUUCUUAUGAUUUCUUUAAACGGUCCUCCUUAUGAUGAAUUUAAUUAUAAACAUGCAUAUCAAUUUUGGCGAA